Lactuca sativa (garden lettuce) is the source of this 2956-nucleotide messenger RNA. Its product is annotated as receptor-like protein kinase FERONIA. Lineage: Eukaryota; Viridiplantae; Streptophyta; Magnoliopsida; Asterales; Asteraceae. Gene Ontology annotation, biological process: protein phosphorylation. The record is from RefSeq and is a predicted model, not a curated record. Gene Ontology annotation, molecular function: transmembrane receptor protein tyrosine kinase activity; ATP binding.
GUUUGUAGCAGCAUAUACAAUUAAUUAAAUUAUAAAUUAACAAAAGAUCCGAUAAGCGCAUUACACAUUCCAUGGUGCAAAAUGCUUCCUACUGGCUAGUGGAAAAUGGCGCCGAUGACCAAGACUUUUCAUUAUCAAGAAAACAAUCUUUUUAUCUGUAUAACCCUAAUUACUUUUAUAAUUUAUAAAAGAGCAUUAAUAAGAAACGAUCUCACGAAACAAGAAAGUAAACCUAUCAACCACCAUGUUCACAUUCCCUUUACUACUCUUUCCUUUCCUCCUCCUCUUCUCCACCACCACCGCCCAACCAUAUAAACCCACCGACUACUUCCUCCUCAACUGUGGUGGUGCAACCGCCAGUACCGACCGGAAAUGGGACACCGAUGAACGUUCCGAAUUCAUGCCCUCCACCACCACCUCCUUCACAUCCGCCCCAAACAACCGCGAUCCUUCCGUCCCGGAAAUCCCAUACUCCACUGCUCGAAUCUUCAUUACAUCAUUCACCUACACUUUUCCGGUGGCCAAGGGCCCUAAAUUCCUCCGACUCUAUUUCUACCCCGCUACAUACUCCCGCUACAAGGCAGACCAAUCUUUCUUUUCUGUAUCAUCAAACGGUUACUCUCUCUUAUCCAACUUCAACGCUUUCCAAACCUCAUCAUACUUGCGAACCAGAAUCACCCAUUCCAAUAAGGUUCCCCACUUUGUAAAAGAAUUCAUUAUAUAUGUAAACCACACCCAAACCAUAAACAUCACUUUCACGCCCUCACCCGAAUCAUAUGCCUUCAUUAACGGUAUCGAAAUUGUUUCACAACCCGAAUACUUAUAUUAUAAAUCCAAAAAAAUAAAAUACAUCGGUCUAUCUUCCGGACCCAUGAUCAUAGAGAACACGUGUCUCGAGAAUAUUUACCGGUUAAACGUGGGUGGGGAGAAAAUCUCCCCCAUCCAUGAUACCGGGAUGUAUCGAUCGUGGGAUCAAGACGAUCCAUAUUUGUUCCCAUCUCGAACAGUAACCCAGGUUAACAAGACUCCGAUAGUCUACACAGCUGACACACCGAAAUAUACCGCACCUGAGUUAGUUUAUGCUACGCAAAGAAGCAUGGGUGCUACUUCUGAAAAUCGCAAUCUGACGUGGCAGCUUCCGGUUGAUUCUGGGUUUUAUUACAACCUUAGGCUCCACUUUUGUAAUAUUAUACCAGAUUACACGCGCAAAUAUGCGGUGAUAUUUAAAAUUUUUAUUUCGAAUCAAACGGCUGAAGAGUAUGCUGAUCUGUUUUACUGGACUAAAGGUACUGGGUUUCCUGUGUUUAAAGAUUAUGGCGUAUUUGUGUAUGAUUUUGAUGGUAGUGGAAGAAAGCGAGAUUUGUGGCUCGCGAUGGGUCCUAAUGAUUACUCCGAACAAUACUAUGAUGCCUUUUUGAACGGUUUGGAAGUUUUCAAGCUUAGCAUGAACGGUAGUCUCACUGACCGCGACUCGGAGCUCCGCCCUAUGGUACGGCCGCCGUCAUCUCCGGUGAAAAACAAAACUCCACUGUAUGCCGCCAUAAUAGGCGGUAUUGGCGGAGCGUUAAUACUCAUGUUGUCAACUUUAGGUUUUAUCGUUUUCCAGCGAGUGAAACACUCCGGUAACAAGUCAUCCGGUGAACAAAAAUCAAAAGACAACCGCCUUCCGUCAGGUAGGUGUCGGCGGUUUACAAUCAAGGAAGUGAAAGAUGCCACCAGAGAAUUUGAUAAAAAUUGUAUAAUCGGGAGAGGAGGGUUUGGGAUGGUGUACAAAGGGUACAUCGACAAUGCUACAACAACUGUCGCUAUCAAACGACUAAACGCGUUAUCCAAGCAAGGUUUUCACGAAUUCCAAAUGGAAAUUGGGUUGCUGUCAAAAUUACGUCAUGUCCAACUUGUGUCCUUAAUUGGGUACUGUGACGACGAGGGCGAAAUGGUACUUGUGUAUGAUUACAUGUCUCACGGGACAUUACAAGAUCAUUUAUACAAAGGAAACAACCCUAAUUUACCAUGGAAACGACGUCUAGAAAUUUGCAUUGGUGCAGCAAAAGGGUUGGAUUAUCUACACACAGGUGCAAAUCGUGCGAUUAUUCAUCGCGAUGUGAAAUCGACUAAUAUUUUGCUCGAUGAGAAUUGGGUGGCGAAAGUGGCGGAUUUUGGUUUGUCGAAGUUAGGGCCAAAAGAGAAAGGGGUAGAUCAUGUUAGUACAGCUGUGAAAGGGACAUUUGGGUAUAUGGAUCCUGAAUAUUACAAAAUGCAACAACUUACAGAGAAAUCUGAUGUGUACUCCUUUGGGGUUGUAUUGUUAGAGGUGUUGUGUUCGAGGCCAGUGAUCAUAAACCGAGGUGUUUCCGAUGAAGAGGUGAAUUUGGCUGAAUGGGGUAGGUUAAACUAUAGAAAGGGGACGUUGAAAGAGAUAGUUGAUAAGAGAAUAAGUGAUGAGAUUGCUCCUAAUUGUUUGAUGAAGUUUGGUGAGGUUGCGAAUAGUUGUUUAAGAAUGAAAGGGAGUAAACGUCCGAAGAUGGAUGAAGUUGUUUGGGGGUUAGAGUUUGCAUUGCAGUUACAGGAAGCGGCUGAGAAGAGAGGUGGUAUGGUGGGUGAGUUGAUAGGUGGCAUGUCGGAAAAUCAAGAAUAUAUGUUUCCUGUGAAAGGAGAGGACGUGAGUGUAAAUGAGGAGUAUGAGUUUGAGGGGUCGACUGGAGUGGGAAUACAACAUGGAUUGGUGUCGACCGAUAGCAGCAGUCGUGAAGGAUUAGUGUCGGAAACGGUUUUACCCCGAUGAAGGUCAGGGGUAGUAUGGUAAUUUAUGUUUGGAUUACUAUUUAUCAAUUAAUUUGAUGCUAGAGUGGAUUUUGAUUUUAUUAAUCGUGUGAUUAAAUUAUGUGUUAUUUGGAUUCAUGUACAAAUGUCCACUAGUUAUCAUUGAAUAAAGUCAAACAGUGCAACCCUUAUGUCA